Messenger RNA from Acanthisitta chloris (rifleman), 2302 nucleotides. RefSeq names its product ganglioside induced differentiation associated protein 2 (gene GDAP2). NCBI's taxonomy places the organism in Eukaryota, Metazoa, Chordata, Aves, Passeriformes, Acanthisittidae. The transcript is spliced from 13 exons. Bases 72 to 1559 code for a protein of 495 amino acids. The record is from RefSeq and is a predicted model, not a curated record.
GCACCUGGAAGUCUCCAGUGAGAGCUGGAGUGUGACAAGUUAGCAGAGGAAGGGAGUUUUGUUUCCAUUCCAUGGAUCCCUUGGGUGCUCCUUCCCAGUUUGUGGAUAUUGAUAGUCUGCCAGGCUGGACUGAUGCCUAUGAGGUCAAGCAAUUGGAUUGUCACAACAAUCCUGUGGAAAAAGCUCCAGUUGAUGUUAGGUCACCUUUUCCAUACAGGAAAGACAUCAAUGAAAAAAUAAUCUUAUGGAAAGGAGAUGUCGCAUUACUGAACUGCACAGCCAUUGUAAAUACCAGUAAUGAGUCUCUCACUGAUAAGAAUCCAGUAUCUGAAAGUAUAUUCAUGCAUGCUGGGCCUGACCUGAAGGAUGAACUCCAGAAGCUCAAAGGUUGCAGGACAGGUGAGGCUAAACUCACCAAAGGGUUUAAUCUGGCUGCACGUUUCAUCAUCCACACAGUGGGGCCCAAGUACAAAAGUCGGUAUCGCACCGCAGCCGAGAGUUCUCUCUACAGCUCUUACCGCAAUGUCCUGCAGCUCGCCAAGGAACAGGCAAUGAGCUCCAUAGGAUUUUGUGUCAUUAAUUCUGUGAAAAGAUGUUACCCCUUGGAGGAUGCAACCCACAUAGCACUGCGCACAGUUAGAAGGUUUCUGGAGAUUCAUGGAGAGACUCUGGAGAAGGUGGUGUUUGCUGUCUCUGAGCUUGAAGAGGCCACUUACCAGAAGCUGCUGCCUCUGUAUUUUCCGAGGUCAUUGGAAGAAGAGCUACAAUCCUUGCCUUACCUCCCUGCAGAUAUUGGCAAUGCAGAAGGGGAGCCUGUAGUACCAGAGCGGCAGAUCAGGAUUACUGAGAAGCCAGGUGUUCCAGAUGAUACUUCAGAUGAAGAGGGUCUGGAGGCAGAUUUGUCUUUCAUUGGUUCCCAUGCUUUUGCUCGCAUGGAGGGAGACGUUGAUAAACAGAGACGCCUCAUCCUUCAGGGACAGUUGUCAGAGGCAGCACUACAAAAACAGCAUCAGAGGAAUUAUAAUCGCUGGCUGUGUCAGGCAAGAGCCGAAGACCUCUCUGACAUUGCUUCUCUUAAAGCCUUGUACCAGACAGGUGUAGAUAACUGUGGCCGCACAGUGAUGGUGGUGGUUGGAAGGAAUAUCCCCGUAACAUUGAUUGACAUGGAAAAGGCUCUUCUGUAUUUCAUCCACGUCAUGGAUCAUAUUGCAGUCAAGGAGUAUGUCCUGGUGUACUUCCAUACACUCACAAAUGAUUACAAUCAACUAGACUCUAAUUUCUUGAAGAAACUCUAUGAUGUUGUUGAUGCCAAGUACAAGAGGAACUUGAAGGCACUGUAUUUUGUCCAUCCAACAUUUCGUUCAAAGGUCUCAGCAUGGUUUUUCACAACCUUUACGGUCUCAGGGCUAAAGGACAAAAUCCACUAUGUGGAAAGCCUUCAGCAGUUAUUCAGAGCCAUACCCCCGGAACAGAUUGAUCUCCCCCCUUUUGUCCUCGAGUAUGAUGCCAGGGAAAAUGGGCCUUAUUAUUCUUCUUAUCCUCCAUCCCCUGACUUGUGAUCUGCAGUCCUGUGAUGCUGCCAGUUUCCCAUGGAUCCAGUGACCUGAUGCCUGCCAAAACCUGUGCAUUUACCAAUGUACAGAAUUCAGAGAGGGUUUUCCUGCCCCAGCUCUGGUAUUUUUUUACUGAUGAGAUAUUUUCAAGCACUCAAGCAAUCAGAGAACUUUAUGCCACUGUGAACUGUACAACUAUUUCAAAUAUAUUUAUCCAAUGGAAAAGCUGAUUUAAAGGUCCUUUCAUGUUUGUGGUGUUUUGUUUUUGGGGAUUUUUUGUUGGUGUUUUUUUUCAGUGUUGUUUUUUGAAGCUGUUACAUUUUUGCUGUCUGAACAGACUUUCUCUUUUCUGGGAAAUACAUCAAAAGCACUUGGUCAUUUUUUUUUUUUACCAUUUCUGUUUUCCAGCUCUGUUUGUAAUACCCAUUUCUGACUAGUCUGUACAAAUACUACAUGGUACAAGCCUUGACACAUCACUUCUCAUAUUGUCUGUGUUUCACAUCUGAUUACCUUCCCUUUCUGUUAGCGCUGAUUUCUUUGGUCUUGACCCAGCUAAACUAUUUGGAAUUGGGAAUGCUAUGUCUACAGGCUGAACAAAGCACUACAUCCAAGCCAAGAUUACUCUAAGACUUAAUAUCAUAACUACUAGGUAAGCUAGGAGCCUUGAAAAAGUCCCUGUCAGUUUUCAUUGGAUGAUGUGACACAUCAGGAUGCCACUGCCCUCCCAGUAAGAAUAAAACUGGAAAGCA